Messenger RNA from Triticum urartu, 797 nucleotides. RefSeq lists its product as uncharacterized. NCBI's taxonomy places the organism in Eukaryota, Viridiplantae, Streptophyta, Magnoliopsida, Poales, Poaceae. The record is from RefSeq and is a predicted model, not a curated record.
GAAUUAUUCGUCUCCACUACGAGAAAUCUACUUUUUCUGUUGAAAAGACACAACGAGAAAUCUUCUCCUCCCCUGCUCCAGCUCGCACCAGGCAGCGCCACCAGCUGUGCGCGAUCCCAACUGAUCGCGCCAUGGUAACGGCGGUGGCAGCCGUGCUGGAGCCUCCGUCACGGUCGCCGCUGCGGCGGCGGCACCGGCUAGCGAACGGGGCGGGUGCUACCACCGGCGACUUCGAGCUCCGGCACUGGCGCCCGGCCAAGAAGAGUAGCUCGUCCGGGAUGAAGGGGCGGUGGGUGCCGCCGGAGAUCGAGAUCCCCAGCGGCGAGGAGGGGGGAUACACCAGCCUCCGCGACAUCAUCUCGUCGCCCGAGUACGCCGCGGCCAAGCAGGCUCACUCCCCCGCGGACGGGGCCGGAGGCGGCGGGGACGUGCACAUGAUACGCCACCCGCUCGUGAAGCACGCGGCGUACGCGUACCUGCAGCUCACGCCAUCCGCGCGGGAGGACCCCGGCAGGUUGCGCCGGCGGAGGCGCGGCCCCCUCUGCCGCCUUGUCCUCGGCUGUCUCGGCUUUGUCGGGGCGUUCUUCACGCGGUGACCUCGGCGUGAGCCUUACGGUUCUUGGUCAACUUUUUUUUGCCUCUCUUGCUUGUCUUUUCCAGUCCUUUUUCUCGCUCUUUUCUCCGUGUCCGUGUAUUUAGAACAGAAGAAGCAAUCGACUUGUUCGAGUUUUGAUCAUGGUUGCAAUUCAUGUAAAUAUUUUGGUAGGAUUAUAAGAACAAAAGAUGAUUAUCUCCAA